UGUCGGACAGAUCAUCGUUGAAAGUUGCCAAAAAACCAAAAUGUCUUUGAAGCUGUUAUCCUGCCUUUUUGUGCUCACCCUGGCUACGAUUGCCUGUGAGGGUCAGACCCAGUACAAUCCCUACCUGAGGAACCCAUACUACAGGGAUCUGUACUAUAGGAAUCGCGAUUUGUACAACCUGCGGCGCUACUACGAUGGCUUCUACAAGAAGUACAAUCCCUACAUUGCCGCAGCCCAGGCCAGAAUUGUGCAGCAGAAGAACGAUGUGAACUAUGGAGCGGGAUCCUAUGCCUACAACUAUGAGACCGAGAACGGCAUCCAUGGCGAGGAGCGAGGUGUCCCGGUGAACAUCGGUAACCAGCAGCAGGAGGAGCAAGUGGAGGGAGCCUACUCGUUCAUCACACCCGAGGGUCUUCGAGUGGGAGUCAAAUACCUGGCCGAUGCGAACGGUUUCCGUCCCGUGAUUACAUAUGACGGCGUGAACUCCGCCUUUUACGCAAGUCAGCCAGCUCCGGCCAAUGUGGUAUACACCAAGCAUUGAGAUUGAUAUUAUAAACUGCUUAGUUUAGUGAAAAAACGUGUGUUCAGCCUUCCUAAAUUAAUAUAAAUAAAUACUCAAAAUAUAAAACAUAA
Molecule: messenger RNA, 633 nt
Organism: Drosophila rhopaloa
Lineage: Eukaryota; Metazoa; Arthropoda; Insecta; Diptera; Drosophilidae
Gene: Cpr49Ad
Product: larval cuticle protein LCP-22
Exons: 3
Coding region: 41-541 (166 amino acids)
Cellular component (GO): chitin-based extracellular matrix
Molecular function (GO): structural constituent of chitin-based larval cuticle
Source: RefSeq, a predicted model, not a curated record